GCAAUGCAGCAAGUUUUGGAUAAUCUUACUGAUUUACCCUCAUCAUCAGGAGCUGAAGAAAUAGACCUUAUUUUCUUGAAAGGAAUUAUGGAAAAUCCUAUUGUAAAAUCACUUGCUAAGGCUCAUGAACGAUUAGAAGAUUCUAAACUUGAGGCUGUGAGUGAUAACAAUCUGGAGCUGGUCAAUGAGAUUCUUGAAGACAUCAGUCCAUUAAUAAAUAAAGAUGAAAAUAUUGCCGAAUUGAUUGGUAUACUAAAGGAACCACACUUUCUGUCACUCUUAGAAGCUCAUGAUAUUGUGGCAUCAAAGUGUUAUGAAUCUCCUCCCUCUAGUCCAGAAAUAAAUAAUGCUUCGGUGAACAAUCAGAUAAUACCAGUAGAUGCUAUUCGUAUACUUGGAAUUCAUAAAAGAGCAGGGGAGCCUCUGGGUGUGACAUUUAGGGUGGAGAAUAAUGACCUGGUGAUUGCAAGAAUCCUUCAUGGAGGAAUGAUAGACCGACAAGGUCUCCUACAUGUAGGUGAUAUCAUUAAAGAGGUUAAUGGUCAUGAAGUUGGAAACAAUCCAAAAGAAUUGCAAGAACUCCUGAAGAGUAUUAGUGGUAGUGUCACUCUGAAGAUUCUUCCUAGCUACAGAGAUAAUAUUGUUCCCCAACAGGUAUUUGUGAAGUGUCACUUUGAUUAUAAUCCAUUCAAUGAUAAUCUCAUUCCAUGCAAAGAAGCUGGUCUUAAAUUUUCCAAGGGAGAAAUUCUUCAGAUUGUAAAUCGAGAAGACUCAAACUGGUGGCAGGCCAGCCAUGUCAAAGAAGGAGGAAGUGCAGGACUUAUUCCUAGCCAGUUCUUAGAAGAAAAGAGGAAAGCAUUUGUUAGACGGGACUGGGAAAAUUCAAGUCCUUUCUGUGGGACAAUAAAUAGUAAAAAGAAGAAAAAAAUGAUGUAUCUCACAACUAGAAAUGCAGAAUUUGAUCGACAUGAAAUUCAGAUAUAUGAGGAAGUAGCAAAAAUGCCUCCAUUUCAAAGAAAAACACUGGUCUUAAUAGGAGCCCAAGGAGUUGGCCGAAGAAGUCUGAAAAACAGAUUUAUUGUACUGAAUCCCACAAAAUUUGGAACCACAGUACCGUUUACAUCACGGAAACCAAGGGAUGAUGAGAAAGAUGGGCAAGCAUACCGCUUUGUGUCACGAAGUGAAAUGGAGGCAGAUAUUAAAGCAGGAAGAUAUUUAGAACACGGGGAAUAUGAAGGAAAUCUUUAUGGUACCAAAAUAGAUUCUAUCAUUGAAGUGGUUCAGACUGGAAGAACAUGUAUCUUGGAUGUGAAUCCGCAGGCACUUAAAGUGUUGCGGACAUCAGAGUUUAUGCCCUAUGUAGUUUUUAUUGCUGCUCCAGAACUUGAAACCCUGCGUGCAAUGCAUAAAGCUGUGGUUGAUGCAGGAAUUACAACCAAGCUUCUAACAGAUACUGAUUUGAAGAAAACUGUUGAUGAAAGUGCACGGAUCCAGAGAGCUUAUAGUCACUACUUUGAUCUGAUUAUUGUGAAUGACAACCUAGACAAAGCUUUUGAGAAGUUGCAAACUGCUACAGAGAAAUUGAGGAUGGAAUCACAGUGGGUCCCGAUUAGCUGGGUAUACUGACAGUUCUUUUGAAGAUGAAACAAACAUCAUAUUAUGUUAGUUGAAACAAACACUAAUAAGAAAAUAUUG
Molecule: messenger RNA, 1695 nt
Organism: Protobothrops mucrosquamatus (brown spotted pit viper)
Lineage: Eukaryota; Metazoa; Chordata; Lepidosauria; Squamata; Viperidae
Gene: PALS2
Product: membrane palmitoylated protein 6
Exons: 11
Coding region: 4-1626 (540 amino acids)
Cellular component (GO): plasma membrane; cell-cell junction
Molecular function (GO): protein binding
Source: RefSeq, a predicted model, not a curated record